Messenger RNA from Pipra filicauda (Wire-tailed manakin), 3061 nucleotides. RefSeq names its product cyclic GMP-AMP synthase (gene CGAS). Bases 225 to 1715 code for a protein of 496 amino acids. NCBI's taxonomy places the organism in Eukaryota, Metazoa, Chordata, Aves, Passeriformes, Pipridae. The record is from RefSeq and is a predicted model, not a curated record. The transcript has 5 exons. Gene Ontology annotation, cellular component: cytosol; nucleus; site of double-strand break. Gene Ontology annotation, molecular function: double-stranded DNA binding; 2',3'-cyclic GMP-AMP synthase activity; chromatin binding. Gene Ontology annotation, biological process: DNA damage response; activation of innate immune response; positive regulation of type I interferon production.
AUUGGAGAGAGGGAGGUGGCUGUCUCCGCGGGAUGUCCCGGCUCAGUCUGGCUUUUACUGUCAGAGCUUUGCCGUGCCCGGACUGAACCCGCGCCUGGCGAGUUUCGUUUCCUGACGAAGGCGCGCUGCCUGGAAAAGGAACUCGCCCGAGGCCAGAGGCGGGAACUCCCCUGCCCGCGGGGCCGUGCUCGCCGUCCUCCGGGUGCGGAGAGGAAGCGGUGGCCAUGGACGGCGCGGGCGGCACACGGGCGCGGGGCAGGCGGGGGUCGCGAACCGCAGCUCCGCGGGGCCGGGGCGCGCCGAGGAGCGCAGCGCGCAGCCCCUCGCGGGGCGCGCCGAGGAGCGCAGCCCGCAGCCCCUCGCGGGGUCGCGUCGCGGGCGAAAGCCCGAGCGGUGCCACGACCCGCCGGGCGCCGCGGACGGACGGACCCCCCGCCCGGGGCGGGCGCCCGGGGCGGCGAGCCCACGCUGCCUCGGCCCUGCCGGCGGGCGGCGUAGAGGCGCCCCCCGCCCCGCGGAGCAGAGCGCGGGCCACCAGAGUCCCCGCGGCUCCGCGGAAGGUUGCGGUGGUGCCCGACGGAGCGGCUGCUGCCCCCGUAGCCGCCCCCCGGCCCCUGCCAGACACCCUGCGGCUCCACGAGGUGCUGUCGCGGCUUAGCCUGGGCCGCAGGGACGUCUCCGAGGCGUCGGCGCUAGUGAAUAUGGUGGUUCCGCACCUGGUCCAGACCAUCCGGAGCAGAGACGGCGCCUUCAGCUCCAUAGAGCGGCACAGCGCCGGGAGCUACUACGAGCGCGUCAAGAUAUCUCAACCAAAUGAGUUUGACAUCAUGCUGGUAAUACCUGUUGAAAGGCUUCAACUGGAUGAGUCUGAUGACACGGGAGCCUAUUAUUACCUAACAUUCAAAAGAAAUCCAAAAGAAAAGUAUUUGUUGAAGUUUUUAGAUGAAGAUGGAAAAUUAUCAGCCUUUAAAAUGCUUCAAGCACUUAGAGAAAUUAUUAAACAAGAAGUAAAAAACUUUAAAAAUGUGGAAGUAACUGUGACAAGGAAAAAGGCUGGAAGCCCUGCAAUAACUCUUCAGAUCAAAAAUCCUCCAUCAGAAAUAUCAGUGGACAUCAUCUUGACUCUGGAAGUUCACCACAGCUGGCCGCCCAGCACACAGGACGGCCUCAAAAUUAAACAGUGGCUGGGAACCAAAGUCAGGAGAGAGUUCAAAUUGACAUCAGUUUAUUUAGUAGCCAAGCAAAACAAAAGAGAAAAGGUUCUAAGAGGAAACACAUGGCGACUCUCCUUCUCACAUAUUGAGAAGAUGAUGAUGACGAACCAUGGCCACUCAAAGACAUGUUGUGAAUCUGAUGGAACGAAGUGCUGUAGGAAAGGUUGUCUUAAGCUGCUGAAGUAUCUUCUAGAGCAACUUAAAAUGAAAUAUCCAAAAGAGCUGGAAAAAUUCUGUUCAUAUCAUGUCAAAACUGCUUUUUUCCACUCUUGUGUCAUGUGGCCAAAUGACGCAGACUGGAUUUUGGGAGAUCUGGAUCAUUGCUUUCAGAAAUGUCUGGGAUAUUUUGUGGAGUGCCUGCAAAAGUCUCAGCUGCCUCACUUUUUUAUUCCCCAAUACAACUUGCUCAGUCUGGAAGACAAAGCGAGCAAUCAUUUCCUUGCAAGACAGAUAAGCCAUCAACUGAACAACAGAUUCCCAAUAUUUCAGGAGAGCUAUUAAAAUCACUGUUUACAUUAGCUAUCUAAUCAUGUAGAUUUGCAUAUUUAAAACAAAAAGUUCUGUACCAUAAGUUACUUUUCAGUAGUCUGAAGGACAAGGCUGCCCCGGGAGCCCAAACCCAGCUUUCAGCAAAAGAAAGCUCUGCUGACAAACAUCUCAUGAUUCAAGUUUGGACCCUUGUCCUAAGACCUGUUAAAGUUCUACCUUAUGGAUUAAGCCUGGCUCCAGCAGAAAUCAGAAAGGACUCCUGAGAUGAUUGUAUCAGACCAUGUCUAAACCCCUUUAAUCCCUUUCCCCCUAUGUAAUUUUGGUUGAGGGAAAUAUUUAACCCACUGGGCAACGGUAGUAAAAACUUGUGUAAUUCCCUAAUUAACAUAGCUCAUCCUCUUCAUUAACAUGUCCAGCCCCAGAUGCCUUUAAAAUAGCGUUCUCAUGUUCAAUAAAUGAUUCCAGUUCCCCCAUACUGGGAUCGUGUCUAGCUUUUAUUUUUCAGACCACCACUCGUGAGUGGAUGAAGACCUGUUGCAGAGGAUAAUCACCAGCAACAGUAAAUAGAGAGAGAAUUUUGUAUCAAAAUAAUAUGAAGUUCCUGAAGCAACUUUCCUUUCUGAGUCUUCAGAAUGGCUUUGGAAUUGGGUCUUUUCAUUGGACUUUGGGUAGGAAGCAAUCACUAUCUAAUAUGGUACAACCGAGUAAAAGUUACUGGGCCAAUGAGUAUUUGCAUCAUGAAUCUUGUAGAAAGAAAUGCAUCUUUCAACCCCUAUCAAAGAGGAAGACUCUUGAUAUGAAAGGUUAUCAAAACCAAAAUGCAGCAUGAAUCUGACAGUCUUGAAACUGGAAUUCAGCUCUGUUUUUCUCAUGCUGAAGAAAUACCAGUUAGGGAAAAAAAUUAUAUUUCCUACUACUAAAAUUGUGCAGGUGAGAUAUACACAGCAUUUGGGAACUGCUGAGCUGCAAGUGAAUACAUACUUUGUGUCUCCUUAGAGAAGCCAGGGCAAGUCUGUAUUUUUAGCCUACUUUUUGAAGGCAAAAUAACCUAGUGGCUUAAAUAAUGCCCAGAUUUCACCUCAAUUUUGAGCAAAUAAAGAGGCAAGACCAAAAGAACAUUUAUAGAAUAAUUUUAUUAAAAUAUUUUCAUUUCAUUAAAUUCAGUUUAUUAGUUUACUCAUAUGACACGUAAACACAAGUUCAGACCAAGCGUCAAAUAAGGAAUAACUUCUUCCCAUAUAAAUUCCAAAGAGAGAAAAUAUGCCCCAUUAUCUGUAGGAAUCUGUGUGACAGAAACUGUAAAUGUAAAAUUUGUAUCAACUUUAUCUGAAGGAAAUAAAAGCUGACCUUCAAAUGUA